AGCCAGGAAAUCUCGCGGAAUCGAACCGAACCGGCCUCCGGCCUCCAGCCUCCAGCGACCUGCAGGCUCGAGCGACCUGCAGCUCCUCGCCGCCGCCGCCGGCCCAGCCUGCGAGUUCUUGCCUUUCCUCACCAAUUUGGUCGCUUCCCAAUUCUUGGAAGAGGCCCAUAAGUGAAGCCUGAAGUUGCCACUGUGUAUGUUCAAUCUCCAUUGCGGAACCUGAAGAAGCGGGUUGAGCAAACAAGAACUGCUUUCGAGGUUCUUGCUUUUCCUUACCAAUUCGAUUGCCUGCCAUUUCCCGCAAGAAGACUCGAAGCCUUCAGGGUCCAAGGCUAUGGAUGCAGAUGAAACACUGCCAGCUUCGGGAGAUGCUAACAACUCAGAGCAGCAGCCUCACGAUACUGACAAAAAAUCUCGUGUGGAGGAUAUGUGGAAGAAAAUGAACAGUGGUUUGCCUGCGAAGAUGCCCAAACCUGCAAUGGUUAAGCUCAAAACGGCAGCAAAAGAAAAGAAAACCAAGGCGACAAAUAAUAAUUGGAUGACCAUUCUGGGCCUUCCACCAAAAAAGGUUUCUGCAAAUGAUCAAGUCCCAAAAAAUGAGCAACAACAGACACAACAGAAAACAAGCGAGGAUACCAAAAAACUUGCGGCAAAUGCUCUUGCAGCUGUUAAAGAUGCCGCCACUGCUGCAUCUGGAAGAGGGAAAGUGGAGAUAACCGAGGUACGGGACUUUGCUGGCAAGGAUAUUGAAAUCAAGAAACUCGUAGAUGCGGAUUCAAAGGAAGCGGUUGAGAAGGCCAGUGCAGUGGGUGCUGCACCGUCUGCUGUGGACAAUAUCCUGGAGCAGAUAAGGAAGAAGCAGAAGCUGAGUGUCCUGGACAAGACGAAGAAAGACUGGGGAGAGUAUAAGGUAGAGAAGGGCGUGGAGGAGGAGCUGGGGGCAUACAAGAAGAGCUCGAACCAGUACCUUGAUCGGCAGUCGUUCUUGAAGAGAGCCGAUUACAGAGAGUAUGAGCUCGAGAGAGACGCCCGGUUGUCAUUGAUGGCGAAGCGGAAGAGCGAGAGUAUGCAGGACGAUGAUGCCUAAGGGCUUUGAUGAAAAUUGCUAUCAUGCUGGCAGCACUUUUACCUUCUGUUGGAGUACUUGGUAGAGAUUCUUUUGAGAUAAUGGUAAAGACAUUAUUUCGUCGAUGCCUUGUCCUCUUAAUAUUAUAUACAAUCAGCUGGUCAAUGUGA
Messenger RNA from Hordeum vulgare subsp. vulgare (domesticated barley), 1236 nucleotides. RefSeq names its product craniofacial development protein 1. The coding region runs from base 335 to 1087 and encodes 250 amino acids. The record is from RefSeq and is a predicted model, not a curated record. NCBI's taxonomy places the organism in Eukaryota, Viridiplantae, Streptophyta, Magnoliopsida, Poales, Poaceae. The transcript is spliced from 8 exons.